GCCCUCUCACACUCACCUAUUGCACUCAGGCCAGGCAGGAGCUUCGGGCUCAGUAUCUCUGUCAGGGGGGGAAUCAGGGAGAUUUACUUAUCCUCCGAAGUGCGCCACCCCCCUCGCCGACUUGGUAGGCUCUAGAAAAAGGACAGCGAGCCUGAGUGGGACAGUAAGUGCGCGGCAAGCAGCUGCCAGAGACGCAGCGCGAGUGCUGGAAACUGUGUGCGCUACGGGGGCUGCUCUGAGCUCGCUUGGGACGACGAACACCUGGGAAACUCUUUUACAAAGUUUAUUUCCUUCCUCGCCAUGGAACUGUAUAUGAAAAUUCAUCUUAUUUAGGACGCAGCAAACAAGAGGGACACACUCUAAGCCAUAACUGCCCCCAACGGAAGAGCACCUGUACCUUUAAUAACCCUGGCAGCUUCCAGUGAGUGAGGCGCCCGGAGUGAUCCAUUGGUGACAGCGCAAGGGGGUGACUAUAAACUCCUCAGACUGGGGGGGGGGAUCUUACUGUACUUCCAGCGCUGCAUCUGCCAGAGACAUGAAGAUGAAUGUGCCCUCCGCAGGGGAAAGCAGGAUUCUCUUACUGGGAUUUCUGUUAGCUGCUUGCCAAGCUCUGGAGAACACAACCAGCCAGCUCAGUGAUCCUCCAGUAGCAGCUGCCGUGAGAUCUCACUUUAAUGAUUGCCCUGACUCUCACAUGGAUUUCUGCUUCCAUGGAACAUGCAGGUUCAUAGUGCAAGAAGAUCUACCAGCCUGUGUAUGCCAGCCAGGGUUUGUUGGUACCCGCUGUGAACAUGCCGACCUCUUAGCGGUGGUAGCGGCCAAUAAUAAGAAACAAACAAUCACCGCUCUGGUGGUGGUGUCUAUUGUUGCAACAGCCGUCCUUAUUGGAACUUGCAUGUUAAUACACUGCUGCAGAAGAAAGCAGUGCCAGUGGUGCCGGGCUGUGUUCUGUCAGCAUGAGAAGCCUGGCAGUUUCUUGAAAGAUGGGGUUUCCUGCUGCAAAUCCGAGACAGUGGUGUGAGAAAGAGCAAUUCCCCAGCAGGAGAGACUCCCAAGCCCAUCUCAGGCAAGGAACACCCUGCUCAACUCCUCAUCUCUGACUCUAAGCUGAGCUGCAGCUCCUAAACAGGGUGCAAGUUGCACUGCGUUCCCUUCCCGAGGCAUGGACACCCCACCCAACAUGUCCUGCAAAAUGUGAAGCAGAGGAGCACAGUGACGGACUCCAUCUCCAUACUUAAUGGGAUUCCAAAUACUCUGGAUCCAGCGACGGAAGGACGUGUCAUGUGACCAGUUUUGCCUCUAAUUUGUUACAGAAGCAUCUGCUCUGGGUUCAGUUGUUACUCCCAAAAUCCUUUGCUGCCAAAGAGGGCUGCAUCGCAUCGCUGGCCACAUUGGCAAUAACAACACAAGCUUAAUGUUCAUUUUUAUUUAAUAUUAAAGACUGAGAAAGUCA
Xenopus laevis (African clawed frog) is the source of this 1453-nucleotide messenger RNA. It is a transcript of the gene tgfa.S, whose product is annotated as transforming growth factor alpha S homeolog. Bases 536 to 1021 code for a protein of 161 amino acids. Gene Ontology annotation, biological process: positive regulation of cell population proliferation; epidermal growth factor receptor signaling pathway; positive regulation of mitotic nuclear division. The record is from RefSeq and is a predicted model, not a curated record. Lineage: Eukaryota; Metazoa; Chordata; Amphibia; Anura; Pipidae. Gene Ontology annotation, cellular component: extracellular region. The transcript has 6 exons. Gene Ontology annotation, molecular function: growth factor activity; epidermal growth factor receptor binding.